Messenger RNA from Galleria mellonella (greater wax moth), 521 nucleotides. RefSeq lists its product as uncharacterized. The record is from RefSeq and is a predicted model, not a curated record. The transcript has 2 exons. Lineage: Eukaryota; Metazoa; Arthropoda; Insecta; Lepidoptera; Pyralidae. The coding region runs from base 58 to 480 and encodes 140 amino acids.
AUAUAGGACAUUCGACUCUUCAAUACCAUCAGUCAAUUCAGCGAAGUGACAUUCAAAAUGGCGUCCCGCAUUGUAGCUGCUUUUCUCGUGCAAGCGGUUGUUUUCCAGGCAAUAUUCGCUCAAAGCUUGAAUAUCGUGCCACUGGACGCUUUGCUUUCGAACCAACUUCUGCUUAACCAGAUCGCUCCUAACAUCGUUCCAAUCGCCCCUAGCGUGGUCCCCAUCGCCCCUAGCGUCGUUAACUGCGAUGUGCCGCUAGUAGAAACGAUUGUUUCAACGCCUGUGACCGUUCCUACGACUACCAUCAUCCAGGACAGCACCGUAGCUAACAAUUUGGCUAACGCAUUGCAAUUGUUGAUCGUUAGUAACCUACUGAGCAAUACUUUGCCAAAUAAACCUGAUAUAUUGGUCCCGGCUUGCGGUGGCGCGGUCGAUUUGAUAUCGCCCGUUGCGGUUGGUGGUGUCAAUUACGUGUACUAAGAGGAAUGAUUCAAUAAAUUUUCUUUUUUUUUUUCGUUUAA